ACUAGCCCAAGCCACGCAUGCGGGUUUAGGUCGUCCAUCCCGGACACGUUUAAUGAGAAGAGGCUCACGAGCCACGCCAAACCCCGGCCGAGCGAAACGGCCCGGCCUGGCUGGCGUUGUUUAUUGGCUUUAUAUGCAUCGCCUCUGUUUCGCUCCUUUUUUUCUUCCCAGUCUCGAACCUUCUCUCGCUUUGAACCUUGACGCGCAGCUUCCGUCUAAUCUACUUAAAUUUCUCGAGCUUCUUCUCUCUUGUCGCUCUCCUAAACUCUAGUCACUCGUUUUACUGCUUGCUAGAAACGCUCAAAUUACACCAUCGUGCCAUCGUUCUUAGCUUCGCCAAGCCUCCCUUCGCUUCUACGUGUAAUCUGCGAAAAUGAAGGCCAUUCUUCUCCCACUCGCUCUCUUCGCCUCGGCCGCUGUGGCCCAGACUUCUUCCGCCUGCGGGGCCGAUUACAUCGUCGAGGCUUGCUUGGGCUCCGAGACUGCCAAGCUCGCAGCUUGCGCGGACGCCGACUACGAGUGCAAGUGCGCUGCCCACACCGACAUCCUGACCUGCUACAACAACUGCCCCAACGACCCCCGCAUUCACGACGCCGCGGGCCAGAAGCAGAUCUUCUGCGGCUACGCGAGCCAGUUCCCAAACACCCCGACCGCCAAGGUCGUCAGCGGCAACGGCACCCCCGCCGCCACCGCCACGCCGACCGUGGACCCUAGCGGCGCUGAAGCCACCGGUUCCGGCUCGGGCUCUGAUUCCGGCGGCUCUGGUUCCGGCUCUGGCUCGGGCUCCGGCGGCUCUGGUUCCAGCUCCACCCGCACUUCCACCGGCACCGCCGCCGCGACGACGUCGAACAGCGCCGCCGACCUGGCGCUCAACGCCGGCGGCGUGCUCGCUGCCGUUGCGGGCGUUGUCAUCGCAAUCUUGUGAGGGAGAGAGGGGAUGGCCCUGAGGUUAUUUGGGGGGGAGUCGGAGUAAAAUUCUUGCGUUGGGAUGCCAAUGGCCUCGCUAGGAGUUGUUCAGCCGCGGGGUUAAGGUAAACUGUUAAUGAUUCGAGCGAAGUAAUGGUGGCGAGCCCAAUGUCUGGCCGGGAAGUAUGUCUUGAACGUCUGUUCAAACCUACUUAUUUUUAAUGUCUAGUUCUACCUAUUCCUAAUGCUACUUCCUUGGCCUGGCGGUUGGAUAUCGGCUUGAGAUGUUUCCCCGGGAGCCCGCGAGCAUCAUCGGUGGGAAUGUGCAGUCCAAACUCUUUUCUCUGGUGAACACCCAUACACUAUUAUCGAGGAGACACGCUCAGCUCGGAACGAGAG
Molecule: messenger RNA, 1305 nt
Organism: Phialemonium atrogriseum
Lineage: Eukaryota; Fungi; Ascomycota; Sordariomycetes; Cephalothecales; Cephalothecaceae
Exons: 2
Coding region: 374-925 (183 amino acids)
Source: RefSeq, a predicted model, not a curated record